UUCUUUAGCUUUUUGCGUGAGCGGGGGAUUCGGGCUCCACGCAACGUCUGGCAACGACGUGCAGCCGCGGGGAAUGUUAAUGAGGGUGAAAUCGCAGGUCGUUUGGCAGAGAGCACUGAGGGGGAUACUGCCGCUGGAACAGGUGGUAGUGAAGGAGGUUACCAAGGUCAACUGGGUGGAGAAGCAACUGUCCCUGUACAUGGUUCAAGUCAUGCAUCCCCUAACGCAAAUGUGGGCUUGGAGACCACGUUAAUGCAAGUAGAGCUCGGGGUAAAUUUGACCACAGAAAUGGAGCAAGCCAUGGAAAAUAUUGUAGCAAAUGGGCCUGGCGCAAAAAAGCGAUCAAAGACAAAAUUGACUGGACAGGAGAAAGACGACUGCCACCUUGCCGCAUCGUCGAAGCGAAAGAGGGCGAAGAAAAGCUUCGAUUCUGACGAUGAUCAGGACUCUCAAGAAGGAGAAUGCACGAAGCACAUUGCCUCAAGAUCCAAUCAUUCAAAGCGACGCGGAAAACCGCCACAAAAGGGCAAUGCGGGCGGCAAUGGUUCCAUAAGCUUUUGCGAUCGAUGCCAGAGAAGGUACCUGGUGGAGGAUGAUGCUCAAGCUCUAUGUCCCGCAUGCCUGUCAAUCCAGACAAAUCGCUCUGGGGCAGAAGUACUCCGAAAGGGCCGCAAGAAAAGAGGAAAAGUGAUUCCCGAAGGUUCAGAUGAAGGAGGACCCGUGAAGUCGUUGAGAAACUUGUGCAUCAAGCUUAUCGCGGAUUAUAUUGAUCAAGUGGAGGAGUUUGGAGAUAUCUCGGAAGCAACCAAACUCCAAAUAGCCAAGAUUAUUGGGCGGUAUCGACAGUUGAAUAGUACAAAUGUUCGUUUGUUUAUCGGGCCAGGCGAGGACCGACUAAAUCUUUCCGAGUGCACUUACUUGGACGAGAAGGCACUCUCUGAGGUCGCAUACAUGUCGCCUAACGUGCAUCAACUAUACCUUGGUAACUGUGGCCGCAUAACAGAUAACGUGCUGAAAAUAAUUGGCGAAAACUGCACCAGCCUUGCGUCGCUCUCAUUAAGCGGUCCCUUUCUCCCCUCGAGUUCUGGCUUUAUUACACUUUUUCAAGGGUUGGGCGAGAAGCUCAAAGAGUUGAGUUUACAGCACGCGGCAAAAUUGGACAAGGCGGCAGUUGAGGUUCUGGUGCAGCGCUGUCCGAAUUUAACUUUGCUGCGAUUUGAUCAGUGUCUCAAACUGGGCGAUGAGGGAAUACGGCUGAUUGCGGACCUGAAGCACUUGGACUUUUUGGAGUUGAGUCGCUUAGGGGAAAAGGUGUCGGAGGAAUCAUUGAUACAUGUAAUUCGGACAGUCGGUGCACAAUUGCGAGUCUUGUCACUGAAUGGACAUUCUCACUUGACCGACAAAGUACUCAACGAAGCGAUCGUGCCCACUUGUGAGAGACUGCAAGAGAUAUCAAUGGAGGAGAGCGAGGGGCUGACAUCUGCAGGAAUGGUAGAUUUCUUUGGAAAGCUGAAAGCACCAUCAGGCCUUUCAGUUGUGAGUCUAUCUCGGAACGUACACAUGAACGACGAUGUGAUUGUGGCGAUUGUCAACCAUUUCGGGACAUCUUUGCAACAAUUGAACCUGAACGGUUUGGACGAGCUCACAGACUACUCUCUUGGAGCAGUUGCUACUGGGUGCCCAAACUUGACUGAGUUGGAUGUCUCCUGGAUAAGAAAUGUCAACGACUCAAUUCUGGAGAAGUUACUGGCCAAUAGCCGUUCACUGAGCAAGGUCAAGGUAUACGGCUGUAACAAGCUGAGCGAAUUUAUUAUUAAUCGGAGGUGGAUAAAUAAGUAUGAACAGGAUAUACGGUUCGUUGGCAAUGAGUAUAUUUAGCACUCCCGAUUUACAAAUGUAUAUAUUGAAUUGCUAUGAUAGUUUUCUUAUGUUGUUUUUGCAUAAUUUUUGAAACUAUGUAGAAGGAAGUUACUUGUCCGUAGUCAAUAACCAUUUGCCUUUUACAUGCUGAACUUUCCC
Molecule: messenger RNA, 2019 nt
Organism: Spizellomyces punctatus DAOM BR117
Lineage: Eukaryota; Fungi; Chytridiomycota; Chytridiomycetes; Spizellomycetales; Spizellomycetaceae
Exons: 6
Coding region: 253-1878 (541 amino acids)
Biological process (GO): SCF-dependent proteasomal ubiquitin-dependent protein catabolic process
Cellular component (GO): SCF ubiquitin ligase complex
Source: RefSeq, a predicted model, not a curated record